AUGACUUCAUCAAAUUUGCUUAAUCUAUUGGCCCAUGAGUCUGCCUAUCAAGAAUCAAUACGAAAUGAAGAGUCUAUAUUACAAACCGAAAAUACAAGGCGUCUCACUCUUAAUAUGAUAAUAUUACAGCACCAAAAUAAUGAUCUUCACGGAAUUAUAGCAGAUAGAGAAAAUUGUAUCACUUCCAUGCGAAAAGAAACUGAGGGCUUGCGAGAAAUUCUAUCAGAGACAAAAAACGUUAAUUCUGCUCUCAAAACAAAAAUUAAGAACCAUGAUAGAGAUAUAAUGAGUUUGAGAGCGGAAUUGGAAUCGCUCAAUGCAUCCACAAUCGAUUCUGGAAAGCUGUUUGCAGAUAAGCUACGCGCUUCUCGAGAGGCUGCUGCCCUCAGACUCGAAGUCGAUCGUCUUCAAAUCGACAACACCCAGCAAGAGGCGCUAAAAACCGAGAAACUACUAUUAGAACGACAAGUAACCUCACUUCAAGUUGAGCUCGAGGCUGGAAAAACAGGGCUCAAGCAGCUUGAGGAAAAUCAAAGAGAGAUUGCAAGCCAAAAACAUGAGCUGGAGGAAACUUGUGAGAGACUAGAAUUGGAUCACCAGCUUCAGCUUCAAAAGCUACAGAAUGCUUUAUCACAGGAGCAGCUACAUCGCGAAAAAUUUCAAAAUGACACCAUAGCCACCACCCAAAAACAGGUUGUAGAAUUGCGCAAUAAUUUCUCACGAGAAAAAGAAGAUGAUAAAAAAUUAUAUUUGAAAGUCUCUUAUGAUCUUGAAUCUUCGGAAAAUCGACGGCUUCGCCUUCAGAAGGAGAUUGACGAAAUUAAGGAAACUCUAACUACCACUCAAACGCAGCUUCAAGAGUGUCAAUUAGAGCUUAAACAGUUCCGAGAGCCUGGAGCAAAACUAAAAAAAGCUGUAAUCGGCAGAAAGCGUAACUUAACCAAGUCAAUGAAGCAGGAGGCUGAAGCAACACACAGCGAUUUGACCAUAGAUACACCUGACGGCGCUGCUGCUCGAGGACUAAGAGCUGCUAAAAAACGAGGUAACCUUGAGCAGACUUUGGUUGGAGAAAAAUCGACGUUUUCUAUAACGCCAUUUCUCAACCGAACUACUAAUUAUGGUUCGAAUUCUCCCAUUAUAGAAGUCAUACGAAGUGGCCAAAAAGACGAAUUUUCCCUUGUGGAUAGUCUCAUUGAGGAUACUCCUGCACAACAAUCUAGUGGUGGACACCAGCCUCACUUACCAGUUCUCGCUACCUCAAAACCCCGUACGCUCAAGAAUACUACCUCUAAAAAAACAAAGCCUAUUUCUGAAAAAGCAUCACAAAGAACCAGCAUCGAUCAUAAUGUUGAAGAUAGCUUAUUAGAUAGCACAGAAACGCAUUCAAUACCAAAAGAUAAUGAAAAAUGCAAACCUCAAUCUGAUAGGACCGACCAUUCCAAGGGGCAGCAAAAAAAAAGAAGGCGAAAACUUGUUAUGGUAGAAGACCCUGUAAUUGACAAAGAAGAAGAGGGUCUCUCAAACCUUAAAUCUCGAGCUGUACAUGUGCCCCCUCUUUUAAAUCACAAUAGCACUUUUUCGCCUUUGAAGAGAUCUCGGAGAGGAGUAGGGGCCAGUUUCAUAUCGUGA
Molecule: messenger RNA, 1629 nt
Organism: Blumeria graminis f. sp. triticale
Lineage: Eukaryota; Fungi; Ascomycota; Leotiomycetes; Helotiales; Erysiphaceae
Source: the annotation of a GenBank genome assembly